ACCACUUCCGGGGUAUUUGACUCAGCGCUGAUCUGCCAAGAUGGCGGCGUCCUGUGCGCGCACCGUGGGAUCUCUCCUCGGGAAAUGUGGGACUUGCGCCUCUAAUAUCAACAUGAUCAAGUCCCGAUUGAGCCGACAGAUAUGUUCCAGCUCGGCUCUGCACCGGAAGAACCUGGCUGCGGCCGGACCGGAGAAGUUCACGGUGGAGUUCAUUCAGAAGCAGGUGGAGGAGUUCAACAUCGGCAAACGGCACCUGGCCAACAUGAUGGGGGAAGACCCCGAAAACUUCGCACAAGAGGACAUAGAUAGAAGUAUCGCCUACCUCUUCCCCUCGGGCCUGUUUGAGAAGAGGGCACGACCCCUGAUGAAGCAUCCAGAAGAGAUCUUCCCCAGACAAAGAGCCGUCCAAUGGGGAGAGGACGGACGCCCCUUCCACUUCCUGUUCUACACAGGCAAACAGUCGUACUAUUCGCUGAUGCACGAGAUCUACGCUAAGAUCCAGAGCCUGGAGAGGCAGCAGGACCGGCUGAGAGCCAAAGGACUGCUCGCCUCCGACACCAAGCCCCUCUCCCUGGGCAGUAGCAGGUGGAUUAUCAAGGAGGAGCUGGAGGGGAUCGUGAUGGAGACUGUGACGGAUCACGACUACCAGCGGUUCCUCCAGCUCAUGGAGCGUCUUGCGGGGCUGCCCCAGGCGGGGGCCGAGGGGGGCUGGGUGCUUCGCUUCCGGCAGCAGCUGGAGGCCCAGGCCAGCAGGCAGGCGGUGGCCGCGCUGCAGGCCGACGCCCAGGGGCGGGCCUUCAGCACGGCAGAGGGCCGGAGGAAGACCUCCAACAGUUCGGUGGUCCUGAGAGACGGAGGGUCGGGCCGUGCGACCGUCAACGGGUCGGAGCUGCUGUCCUACUUCCCAGUGUUCCAGGACAGGGAGCAGGUGAUGUUCCCGCUGCAGUUCGCGGGGGUCCUGGGACGCCUGGACGUGGAGGCGGAGGUGAGCGGCGGGGGGCGGUCCAGCCAGGCCGGGGCGGUGCGCCUCGCCAUCUCCCGGGCGCUGCUCGGCUUCCUGUCCGAGAGGGAGGUGGAGAACAUGAGACAAGCUGGGCUGUUGACCCCUGACCCCAGGGUGAGGGAGAGGGACAAGCCCGGCCAAGAAGGCGCCCGUAGGAAGUUCACCUGGAAGAAACGCUAAUUUACAUAAUUGGCGGGAAAACGGAGGACAACAAUGGCGGACGGGACGUGUGAGCAGAACUCGGGGAAGACGUGUGAAGAAAAAUUAACCGUGGCGUCCCUCGGUCACUAGAGGGCGGGCGAGGCCACGGCGCGAACGAACCCGGUGGUUUACUGUGGAUUUAUCAAUAAAUUAAGUUGUUUUUCAUACUA
Messenger RNA from Gadus morhua (Atlantic cod), 1374 nucleotides. RefSeq names its product mitochondrial ribosomal protein S9 (gene mrps9). Gene Ontology annotation, cellular component: mitochondrial small ribosomal subunit; ribosome. Gene Ontology annotation, biological process: translation. The record is from RefSeq and is a predicted model, not a curated record. Gene Ontology annotation, molecular function: structural constituent of ribosome; RNA binding. The transcript has 11 exons. NCBI's taxonomy places the organism in Eukaryota, Metazoa, Chordata, Actinopteri, Gadiformes, Gadidae. The coding region runs from base 41 to 1183 and encodes 380 amino acids.